AUGGCCCCCUCGGCAGAGACCAGCUUCGCCGCCCACGCGGCCGAACAGUUCGCCUCCUACGAGCAGGACAGGCAGAAGACAUCAAAGGACACCCUUUACGCCACCAGCAAUGGCGUGCCUAUGCCCCACCCCUACGAGACCCAGCGCGUGGGCGAGAAUGGCCCCCUCCUGCUGCAGGACUUCCACCUGAUUGACCUGCUCUCGCACUUUGACCGGGAGCGUAUCCCCGAGCGCGUCGUCCACGCCAAGGGCAGCGGCGCCCACGGCUUCUUCGAGUGCACGAAUGCCAUUCCCGAGUUGACGUCUGCAAGCAUCUUCUCUGAGACGGGCAAGAAAUGCCCCAUCACGGUGCGCUUUUCGACCGUCGGCGGCGAGGCCGGCUCCCACGAUUGCGCGAGGGACCCACGUGGAUUCUCGGUCAAGUUCAGGACGGAAGACGGAAACUGGGAUCUUGUGGCCAACAACACGCCUGUGUUUUUCCUGCGUGACCCGGCCAAGUUCCCGCACUUCAUCCACACGCAGAAGCGAGACCCUUCAACACAUCUCACUCACGCCGAUGACUCUACCAUGUUCUGGGACUACCUUUCCCAGAAUCCGGAGUCCAUACACCAGGUUAUGAUUCUCAUGGGCGACCGUGGAAUUCCCGAUGGUUACCGUUUCAUGCACGGCUACCUCGGGCACACCGUCAAGUUCGUCAAUGCGGACGGCGAUUGGCGAUACGUGCAGGUGCACCUGAAGUCGCAGCAGGGCACCCGGUUCAUCACCCAGGAGGACUCUGCUAGCUAUUCGCCCGAUUACUCCCAGAAGGAUCUGUACGAGGCAAUUCAGCGUGGCGACUACCCAAAGUGGUCGGUGGAGGUGCAGACCAUGACGCCGCGCGAGGCCGAGGAGCUGUGGGAGAAGCAGCGCAUCAACGUGUUCGACCUGACGCACGUGUGGCCGCACAAGCAGUUCCCACUGACCAAGAUUGGCGAGUUCACGCUCAACGAGAACGCCGUCAACUAUUUCGCCGAGGUUGAGCAGGUCGCCUUCAACCCUGCACAUAUGCCCCCUGGCAUCGAGCCAAGCGCCGACCCUGUGUUACAGAGCCGAUUGUUCUCUUACCCAGAUACACACCGACACAGAAUUGGAGUCAACUAUCAACAGUUGCCCGUGAAUGCUCCUCGGACAGGCCACAAGUUUGGCAACUUCCAGCGCGAUGGUGCCAUGGCCUUCUAUAACCAGGGAGCUCGCCCGAAUUACCUGUCGUCCAUCGACCCAAUCCAGUUCCGCGCCCGCACUGUGGAUAUCGACAAGACGCACGGCCAUUUCACGGGUGAGGCCAUCACGUUCCUGUCCGCCAUCCGUCCCGAGGACUUCGUGGCGCCGCGGAAGCUGUGGCGGGACGUGUUUGACGACGGUGCGAAGGAGAGAUUCAUCAACAACGUCGCCGGCAAGAUGGAGUUGUGCAAAGACCAGGAGAUUCUCAAGAGGCAGAUCGCCAUCUUCCGCGAGGUUGAUCCUGAGAUUGCUCAGCGGAUUGAGAAGGCGACGGGCAUCAAAGGGUAUGAUGGUAUCGCCAAUAUGAGGUUCAAUGGUACCCACAACGGCUUCUCAAAGGACCCCAAGGUACGAUUCGCGAAUGGUGUCGAUGUCACCAAGUGCCAGAGCAUCACUGAGAACAACGGUGCGCCUGUGUCUGGAACGCACAAGACCAAUGGUUGCAACGGUACGAAUGGGGCCUAG
Molecule: messenger RNA, 1725 nt
Organism: Cryphonectria parasitica EP155
Lineage: Eukaryota; Fungi; Ascomycota; Sordariomycetes; Diaporthales; Cryphonectriaceae
Product: catalase-domain-containing protein
Exons: 2
Coding region: 1-1725 (574 amino acids)
Biological process (GO): response to hydrogen peroxide; hydrogen peroxide catabolic process
Cellular component (GO): mitochondrion; cytoplasm; peroxisome
Molecular function (GO): catalase activity; heme binding
Source: RefSeq, a predicted model, not a curated record